Molecule: messenger RNA, 3173 nt
Organism: Guyanagaster necrorhizus
Lineage: Eukaryota; Fungi; Basidiomycota; Agaricomycetes; Agaricales; Physalacriaceae
Source: the annotation of a RefSeq genome assembly
AUCUUGGUCGAGAACAAUCCCCAGUUGGACCGAUUUCCAAGGGUAUUUUUUUUUCCCUUGGCCUUGUUUAUAAGCUGGGCGAUCAUGGACGAGUUGUUCAUCCACUCAUCAAUCUUUCGUUGGUUGGGAUGGUUUUCCUCGAUUCUUUUCUUGGGCCAGUCGCCCUUUCCGCUCUUUUCUCUUCAGCGCAAGCUUCAACUCACAUUCAUUCAAUUGCGUCGGGGCAUUUGCACCGUCGUCAAUCUAUCCCGACGGAUCUUCCCGGAAACUGGACUUCGCUGGGAUGUUACACGGAUACCCAAGCCACGCGGACACUCUCCUCGGCUUCAUACACCAGUUCGGACAACAUGACCGUCGCAAACUGCAUCAACUAUUGCGGUGAUCAAGGGUACAUAUAUUCCGGAGUCGAAUAUUCCCAAGAAUGCUAUUGCGGCAACGACAUAGAAGCCGACGACACCAACGCAACUGCGACUGAUUGUGAUAUGGCAUGUACCGGCAACACGCUCCAACUUUGCGGUGGCCCCAAUCGAUUGAAUUUGUUCUGGAGUGGUGCAACGCCUCCAGCUCCACCUGUGAUUGUACCGUCUGUCGGAAACUGGACUUCUCUCGGUUGCUACAGCGACAACGUUGAUGGACAGCGUACAUUUACUGUCGGAAUGGAUGUUACAAACGUCACAAUUGAAACAUGUACCAGUGCAUGCUUCACCUCCGGCUAUCAGUUCGCUGGGACUGAAUAUUCUACCCAGUGCUUCUGUGGCACGAGUAUUGCAAAUGGGGGUGCUCCAGCGGCGAGUACUGAUUGCACGAUGACUUGUGCUGGAAAUAGCUCAGAGUAUUGUGGUGGACCAAAUCGACUAAACGCCUACAACUAUACUGGGACCAACUUGCCCGCCAUUAACAGUGGUGGUGGAGCCGCUGGAGGGGGCGGGUCGACAACCGUUUUCCCUGUGCUCUCAGGCCUGCCGCAAUCGUGGAGCUACAACGCUUGUUGGGUAGAUAACGCUCAUGGCCGCAUCCUCCAGACAGAGAUUGGCGCAAGUACGAACAACACAGUCGAGUCAUGCAUUGCUUCGUGUAUUGAAGGGAACUUCACCGUGGCGGGAGUGGAAUACGGCCAAGAAUGCUACUGUGGGAACGAACUCAUCAAUGGAGCGGCGCUCGCCGCAGAAUCUGAUUGCAGCAUGAGCUGCACCGGAAACUCGACCGAGGCUUGUGGCGCAGGAAACCGUCUUUCAGUAUACUCGACGACGAAUAUCACUGCACUUCCUAUCGCAAUUGCUCAGGUAGACGAUCUCCCGGGAGAAUGGGCCUAUCUUGGUUGCUACACUGAUGAACAAACCGGAACACGUACCCUGCCGUGGCAAAACAUAUGGCCCACGAACAACAGCGUCGAAGCCUGUCUGAAUCAAUGCGCUGCCUUUGGGUACCCUGCGGCCGGACUCGAAUACGGCGAAGAGUGCUACUGCGGGGACAUCUCUGAUAUAGCCGCACAUUCCUCUGUCGAGGCAGAGGCAUCUGACUGCGACAUUCAGUGUUCAGGUGAUCCCCUCCAUCUCUGUGGUGGGGGUUUGCGCCUGCAGCUGUACACUUGGAAUGGAACAAUGAACGUUUGGCACACGCCUGAGGUCACUGGUCAAUAUGAAGUGAUUACUCUCGGGAAGGUGGUCGUUCCUCUGAUCGCGACGGUGGGUGUUAAUAAUAAGGUGACGUUCCUCGAGAAAAGCGGUACCAGUAGCUUUGCAAACUCUACGGGAGCCUACGAGCUUGACUUGAGUUUGGUGGAUCAGUUCGAUUUGGCUUGGCGCACGAUGCAUGUGCAGACCGACGUCUUUUGUUCAGGAAGUAUCAUUCUUCCGGAUAUAGCUGGACGGCAGAUUAAUGUCGGAGGUUGGUCGCUGACAAGUACGUUUGGUGUCCGCCUGUACACCCCCAAUGGUGUUCCUGGAACAAAUUCAACAAAUGACUGGGAGGAAAACUGGGAGGAGUUGAGUCUUCAGCGAGGCCGGUGGUAUCCGACAGCGAUGAUGAUGGCAAACGGAAGUAUUCUGGUAAUUGGUGGUGAAACAGGAAGCAACGCCUCUCCGCAGCCCAACCUCGAGAUACUACCCAAGCCUGCUGGCGGAGACACUGUUGUAGACCUCCCUUGGCUGCAGAGGACAGACCCGAAUAAUUUGUAUCCCUUCAUGUUUGUCUUGCCUGGCGGUGGUAUCCUUUCUGUGUACUACAAUGAAGCGCGCAUUCUCGAUCCCGUUACCUUCGAUACGGUGACGGAACUACCUAACCUUCCUGCUUCAGUUAACGAUUUCUUGGGUGGCCGAACGUACCCUCUCGAGGGCGCCGCAGUGCUCUUCCCCCAGUACGCUCCCUACACCGACCCUGUUCGUGUUUUGUUGUGUGGUGGUUCCUCUCCCGGUGCUGGUAUUGCUCUCGACAACUGUGUAUCCAUUGAACCCGAAGUUGAAAAUGCUACAUGGACUUUGGAGCGAAUGCCAUCCCAACGUGUGAUGAGCUGCAUGGUUCCAUUGCCCGACGGCACUUUCCUCAUUUUGAAUGGUGCUCAUCAAGGUGUAGCUGGCUUUGGACUCGGAACAGAUCCGAAUUUGCAGGCGAUUCUCUAUGACCCGACUCAAACUGUCAAUCAGAGGAUAUCGAUCUUGAAUUCAACGAUUGUCGCCAGAAUGUACCAUUCUGAAGCCGUUCUUCUUCCGGACGCACGUGUUCUGAUUUCCGGAUCUGACCCGGAAGAUGGAGUAAACCCGGAAGAGUUUAGGAUUGAGGUAUACAUCCCACCUUAUCUCUCUAUGGGUUUCACCCAGCCCGAGUAUACCCUCGAAGAAAGCGACUGGGCGUACGGAGGAACGUACACCGUAUCUAAUAUCACCCUCCAUCAAGGUGAGAUCUCUGGUGUCAGGAUAUCUCUCGUUGGCGCCGUUUCCAGCACCCACGGUAAUAGCAUGGGCAGCCGUACCAUUUUCCCUGAAAUCAGCUGCUCUGGAACAUCUUGCACUGUCACCGCGCCACCUAACGCCAACAUCUGUCCCCCGGGAUGGCAUCAGUUGUUCAUUCUCGAUGGACCGACGCCUUCAUCCUCCGUGUGGGUGCGCAUCGGUGGCGACCCAGCACAGCUCGGGAACUGGCCCGACCUCCCUGGCUUUACUACACCCGGUGUUUAA